GUGGAGGAUCUGAUUGUGAAAUAUCGGAAAAAGAAGAAAACAGUGGCUGGGAUCAUCGUGGAACCCAUCCAGUCUGAGGGUGGAGACAACCACGCGUCUGACAAUUUCUUCCGGAAGCUGAGAGACAUCUCCAGGAAGCAUGGCUGUGCCUUCUUGGUGGAUGAGGUCCAGACGGGAGGGGGCUGCACUGGCAAGUUCUGGGCCCACGAGCACUGGGGCCUGGAUGACCCUGCAGAUGUGAUGACCUUCAGCAAGAAGAUGAUGACUGGGGGCUUUUUCCACAAGGAGUUCAGGCCAAAUGCCAUGAGUCCAUACCGGAUCUUUAAUACCUGACUGGGUGACCCGUCCAAGAACCUGCUGCUGGCUGAGGUCAUCAGUGUCAUCAAGCGGGAGGACCUGCUGAAUAAUGCACCCCAUGCCAGGAAGGCCCUGCUCACAGGGCUGCUGGACCUUCUAGGUACCCACCCAACUCUGCCACUCCCCAGCUCUCCCAGGACCCCACCCAUACAUAGCUCCCACAGUCCCCAGGCCAGCAUCUGA
This is a messenger RNA of Phyllostomus hastatus (greater spear-nosed bat), 540 nucleotides long. RefSeq names its product 4-aminobutyrate aminotransferase, mitochondrial-like. The annotation marks the transcript as partial. The record is from RefSeq and is a predicted model, not a curated record. The transcript has 3 exons. Lineage: Eukaryota; Metazoa; Chordata; Mammalia; Chiroptera; Phyllostomidae. Gene Ontology annotation, molecular function: pyridoxal phosphate binding. Gene Ontology annotation, biological process: GABA catabolic process. Gene Ontology annotation, cellular component: mitochondrion.